AUGUUUACAAAACUGUUUGCAUUGAUUUUACCGAUUUGCAUAGCAAGUGUGCAGGGCUUUGAAGAGAAAGAAAAUGGAUUAGUAGAGGCGAGAGGAAAAGGAAAAUACGCUUUAUUAACCCACCUUGCAAUCCUGCUGGCAGCUAAAGCGGGCCUGCACAAGAUAUUCCUGGGCAUAGCACUAGUGGUGGCCGUCAUAGUGGCCAUGGUGGUCAUGGCAUGGGUCCUGGCCAUCGUCAGAUAUGUCCCGGACUUCUGGCCACAUUACAAAAACAACGGACUACCGAAUUACCACAACAUAUAUAUUUUGUCCGCAGUACACUUCUUCUACGUGGUAGCCACAAAGAUUUUCGUCCUGAAAAUUGUUUACGGCGUCAUACUUUAUGUGAUUGCUACAAAAGCAUGGCAUUUUGUGCUCUGGCUAAUACACUACUUAAAAGUGAAGGAGAAGCAUCACGAAACCUACGUGGAAUACGAUCACGAGCCCUAUCACGGUCAUCACGAGCCCUAUCACAGUCAUCACGAUCAUUCCGUCCAAUAUGUGAUCGAUGACGAAUCGUAUGACCAUCAGCCGUACGGUGCCUACUCAUCAAGCUAUGGAAGAGUUGAUACAAGAUAUCCUCAGAAGAAGAAGGUUUACGACGCCGACGGUUCUUAUUCUGUUGGAGGGUAG
Pararge aegeria (speckled wood butterfly) is the source of this 672-nucleotide messenger RNA. RefSeq lists its product as uncharacterized. The record is from RefSeq and is a predicted model, not a curated record. The transcript has 3 exons. Lineage: Eukaryota; Metazoa; Arthropoda; Insecta; Lepidoptera; Nymphalidae. Bases 1 to 672 code for a protein of 223 amino acids.